GCUAGCUCUGCCCGGACGUGUCUGUGCGUCCACUGGCUGACUGUCACGGUGACAGAUACGGCGCAGUUACGCGAACGUUGAGACACACGCAGCAACGAUAGGCGCACACUGCUAGCAGCUACGAUAGCCACCUGUGUGUGGCGUAAUCCGUCACCAUAACGAUGUAACGUGUGUAGCUUUCGCAGCGGUGUGUGGUCGCAGGCUAACGCUAACCGCUUGACACAUGUAGGUUAGGUGUCAUGUAACUUCUUGGCUGUCAGAUGUUGCUGUAAGACAAGUACAGAGGUCGGGGUGGACAAUAAAACGCAGGUUUGAUUUAAUUUACAGGCCUGUGCCAACGCUGUUGGAGUUUAACGAGUGCGUUAGUGAUUCGAUGUGUCAAAGUAGUGACUUCAUUGACAACUUGAGCCAUUAUUGGAUGUCCUUAGCUGUCGGCACCAAAUCGGGGUAUAAGUUCUUCUCCCUGUCCUCUGUGGACAAGUUGGAGCAGAUUUAUGAAUGUACAGAUACAGAGGACGUGUGUAUCGUGGAGCGUCUGUUCUCCAGCAGCCUCGUGGCCAUCGUCAGCCUGAAGGCUCCCAGGAAGCUGAAGGUCUGUCACUUCAAGAAGGGAACCGAGAUCUGCAACUACUCCUACUCCAACACCAUACUGGCUGUUAAACUCAACAGACAGAGGCUGAUAGUGUGUCUGGAAGAGUCGCUGUAUAUCCACAACAUCAGAGACAUGAAAGUGUUGCACACGAUCAGAGAGACUCCCCCCAACCCCUCAGGACUGUGCGCCCUUUCCAUCAGCAAUGAUAACUGUUACCUGGCCUACCCUGGCAGUGCCACGAUAGGAGAAGUUCAAGUGUUUGACACGGUCAACCUGCGUGCGGCCAACAUGAUUCCAGCCCACGACAGUCCUUUAGCAGCUCUGGCCUUUGACGCCAGUGGGACCAAACUGGCCACGGCCUCAGAGAAGGGCACAGUCAUCCGUGUCUUCUCCAUACCAGAGGGACAGAAGCUCUUUGAGUUCCGACGAGGGGUGAAGAGGUGUGUGAACAUUUGUUCGUUGGCGUUCAGUAUGGAAGGUCUGUACCUGUCGGCCUCCAGCAACACAGAGACGGUCCACAUCUUCAAAUUAGAAACUCAGAAGGAGAAGUAUGUGCCCGCAGAGGAACCCACCACCUGGGGAGGGUACCUGGGUAAGGUCUUGAUGGCGUCCACCACGUACCUGCCCUCACAGGUCACAGAGAUGUUCACUCAGGGCCGAGCCUUCGCCACCGUCCGUCUGCCCUUCUGUGGACACAAGAACAUCUGCGCGCUGGCUGUGAUCCAGAAGAUUCCCCGCUUGUUGGUUGCAGCAGCCGACGGUUACCUGUAUCUGUACAACCUGGAUCCACAGGAGGGAGGGGAGUGUACACUCAUGAAGCAGCACAGGUUAGACGGCGAUAACGAAGCACCCAAUGAGAUCCUCGAGCAAGGCUCCCACGAACGCCCCCUUGUGGCGCAAACCUACAGUGCUGCUGUCACUAAAGGUUACUGUGAGGAGCAGGGAGCUGUGGGAGGAGCGGGACUCGAAGACGACCUCAACGACCUGCGCUUGGAUGAAGAGAACGAGCAACCGCCGCUCAUCCUGGAAACUGACUGACUUCACCCAACCGCGGCCGCACCCACCAAUCAGAGGACUCCUCUGGUGCUGCUAUGAACACGUAACAGAAGGGGGAGGGAGAUGAGGGUGUGAUUAAAGGGAGGGAGGGGCUGUUUUUAAAAUGCUCAAAGCGUCGUCCGUCCGUCCGUCCGUCCGUCUGUGCUUUCACCUGUUUAUACCCAUGUCUGUGUUUCUCUCUCUUUUUUUUUUUUUGCUCCUUUUGCUUCCUCGUUCACUCCAGUUCGCCCUCUGUUGGCCGAUCUGGAGCUCUGCAUGUAUAUGUGCCAACUGCUAAAACAUGCUCCAAUGUGAAUGAGUGUCUGAGUGUUGGACAUUUGAUUUAAAAAAAAAAGAAAAGAAACAAUAACCAUGUAGCCACGUCUCUACUGAAAACACGCACUCAGAUGCUAGCACUGUGUUAAAGUGGUUGUGUAAGUGCCUCUCUGCCCCCCCCCGCCCCCUCCCAUCAUGGUUUCUUCCGUCUGAGAGGGGGAAACCCUUUCGCUUUUGCUUAAUAAAAUCUCAUUUGUUUUUUCGGAUCUUAAUCUGAGGGUGUGUGCGAUCUUUUCUCACUUCCAACUCUUUCGGACGUUAAAGUUGCACGGCGAAGAAAAAGAAAAGUUUGUCGUCGGUCGAGCCAUCGAUUUGACUCGGAGGCUAAUGGUCGUCUGCAGAUGUUCGUAAAAAUGUUUGUGACCUCGUGCUGAGAUCACUGGUUUGCUGGGCAUGUAUAUUAGCAACACAACCUCCACCUGGACUCACCCACCGACCCCCCCCUCCUCACCCUCUCACCCACCUGUACCUCAUCUGUACAGAGGCUCGAUGGACACCUCCUCCCCCCGUCGGGGCCUACAGUCAGGCCCAUUUUCAAACUGUGGUGUUUUAAACUGUCUUAAAUAAUUAUAACCAAUGAUGUGUCAUGUGUAUGGAAACAUGCAUGGUGGUGUUUGUGUGCUACUGUGUCUGUAGGUUCAUACCUGAGAUAAAGGGUGACGAGGAGGCGACGUCACGCAGCGGGUCAGGUGACCCUGUCUAUACUCUGUAGAUAAAAUAGUUGUGGAAAGCUGUUGUGUCGCCACGUCGACCGGUUCUGACUCCAGUCUCGGGGAUGAAGGGUGUGAGGCCACGAAGAGGGCUGUGGGUUAGAGAUCAGCCAAUAGCAGCGCAGCCUGAAGUUGGUCAGAAACGUUGCACGGUUUCCUUCCUGUCAGUGUUUUUGGUUUGUUCGGAGACUGCGUGACCAGGAACAGCCGUGAGAAUUCAGUGUGCCGGGCAUUUUCUAAUGAUUUUGUACAACAUGUAUAAUGUUGCUCUGACGCUCCAUUGACAAUAAAUUCCAUGUUGAUGAA
This is a messenger RNA of Cynoglossus semilaevis (tongue sole), 2979 nucleotides long. It is a transcript of the gene wipi2, whose product is annotated as WD repeat domain, phosphoinositide interacting 2. Gene Ontology annotation, molecular function: protein binding. The transcript has 12 exons. Lineage: Eukaryota; Metazoa; Chordata; Actinopteri; Pleuronectiformes; Cynoglossidae. The record is from RefSeq and is a predicted model, not a curated record. The coding region runs from base 374 to 1630 and encodes 418 amino acids.